AUGUUGAAAGGUCGGUAUAGUUUACAUAUAUUUGUGGUAGAUUUUGAUAAACAAGUAAAUUCUAUAAUCAGUAAUGUCCCUUCUGGAUUGCAGAUUCUAGUGCUGUUGACGUGUACAACUAAACAGGCAUCAGCUGCCUGCCAGCUCAGUGUGUACAAGUGUGUCAUCCCUGUCCCGUCCCUGGGUUCCAGACUGGGCUGCUUGGCACCUUACGAGAUCAAGAAGGGUCCGCUGAUCUUCGACUGCACCAUCAAACCUACCACUGCCAUCAACCUGGACAGAUUUCAGUGUAAUCAUGGGAAAAACAAGCUUGCAGUAUUGUUCUACCAGAGUGAGAAUGACGUUGGUGGUCCUGUGCACAAGGAGAUGGUGUUCAAAGAGCACUGCACAGGAGGCGACGUGGCCAGACUGGACGCACUUCUCUGUCAAGGACCGUACAGGGACAUGCAUCCCUUUGAAGUGGACAUCGCCCCCCACCAGAGCAUCCCCGAGGGUCCUGCACGUCUCGCCAUCUUCCCAACACACAUCAGCGUCGUCAAGAGGUACAAGCAGGAGAGACCAAAGGACAACAGCAGGAGGGGCGGGCAGAUCGCCACGAUAAAGAGAGAGAUGCGGCCGCUCCCCAUGGUGGUGAGACUGAAGGAUCUGGACAACUUCAGCCCCUUGCAGUUGGGGUUCAGGUUUGAGGUCUCGCAGCAGUCCUACUUCUUCGGCUGCAACGAGGGAGGUGAGGACAUGAACAACUUGGUUAGUUCUUUCCGGCACACCAGGAGGAACAGUGUUAUCCAACGGCCGGAUGGGAAGAUGACAAUACUACCCGGGUCAGAUCCUCAACAAAGGAGAGGGAGACCAUCUCACAGAAAUUUGAUAAGACUGAACAGUGCACCGACAAAAGGAGACAAACCACCUCUUCAGCGGCAAGUGAGCGCACCAGUGAUCGUGGCCCUGUUUGAAGAUGAAGAGAAAUUCAGUCAUUGCGAGGACAUCCCCAAGCCUCUGGAUGACCCACCCCCUCCCCCUCUGGGGAGGCCCCUCCCUGACCUUCCCGCUCUCAUUCCCUGUGCUCCUGAGCUCCCUCCGAAAGUCCCUAGAAAAAACAGUGAGUCUCCUCCAUCUACAAAUGAUGUUGGCACUGCUAAUCACUACAUGAAUGAGUGGGAGGCCAGAAGAUGCAAUGAAGAACUACACGGGGGCAUCAAGUUGAACAUCGGCAUCUUUGCUUCCAAGCCCCAACUCGGCCAGACCUGGAUCGUGUAUGUGACCAUCUACAAACAAGGGGUGCUCCUGAAGGAAGUGAAGGAAAACUUCCCCGCUAAAGUCGACAUCGUCUGCCCUCCCCGGGCGUUCCAAGUGGCCCAGCACCUGUCAAUCAACGCAGAAGUACCUGAGGGGUGGAACACAGCUGAUGUAGUCAAGGACAUCUACAUGGAGAGUUUGAAUGACCUGGGAGGCUGGUGCAUCCAUGAGAUCUGCAUCCAGCACAGCGAUACGGAGCAGAAACAGUUUCACGGCCGGAUCCAAGUUCGGCAGGGUCUGGUCGACACUCUCACUCUCAACAUCAUCACCAACUUUUCUCUCUAUGAGCGGGUUGGUAGGAGGGGGACAGACGAUCCCCUGUAUGAUCUGGUCCCUGCCACCGAGGCGAGGCAAGGCUUCCUGCAGCAGUUCUCCAGGCGGAAGGAGUUCUGUGACCAGAUGGACCAGAUCAACAUCUUCGGGAACGACUACAGGCUACUGGGGGAGAAGAUAGGGCUGGAUUACCAGGCCCUCCUGGCCAUAGACAGUCGGUGUAGCCGGUCUGCCACUGGUCUGUCCCCGACAGAGCUGGUGCUGAGGGAGUGGGAGAGGGGCGGGCGCACCACGGUGCCCUUCAGUCAGGACGCACUGGUCACCAUACUGCACGACAUGGGACGCCCCGAUAUCAUACAGGACAUGGGCUUACAAGUUCCAAAACUGAAUGGCUUUAGAGUGGCCGGGACAACAGAGAACACCAUCAUUGUGACUUGGGAGCUGGACACUCAGGAGGUCAGCGAAUGCACCAUCGAACUCAAGCCCUCAGGCGGGGACAGCUGGACAACUGUGGACUGUGUACAGAAUAACGAGAACAACAGGACCUUCCAGUUGGAGGGUCUGGAGGCAGGGACAAAGUACAGCAUCCGUAUUCAGCCCUCCUUCCAGAGGGUACAGGGAGAGUGGAUGGAGGUGCAGGCGAGAACUGAUGCUGCACUGCAGGAGGAGGAGGAGGAAGAGCAGGAAGAUGAAGAUGAACCACCUGAUAAUGAAGUACAGCAGGAUGUUGAGGAUGAAUAGUCUCCACCAGACAGCUGUCACUGCACUGCAAAGCUGGUGCAUUACACUAAAGUUUACCAUUACUAAAGUAGUUAGUAAUUGGCUAAUAUACAGAUACAGAGAUGAACACCUGAUCAUGACUGCAUGAAUGAAGAAGUGCAGCAGGAUGAUAGGGAUGAAUAGUCUCCACCAGACUAACAACUUGGGUUGAAUAAUAGUUAAAUUUAGCCAUACAUGUUCAUGUGUAUGGGAGAAUAAUGUAUUGCCCAGGGGAGUUGGGAGGGGAAAUGUUACCCUUAUUGAACACAUCGGCAGAACGUACUGCACCUGUGCAAAACCCUGUUGCAGAUGGUAUUUUUUCCAACACAAAAUUUGGAAACUACAGA
Messenger RNA from Branchiostoma belcheri (Belcher's lancelet), 2675 nucleotides. RefSeq lists its product as uncharacterized. NCBI's taxonomy places the organism in Eukaryota, Metazoa, Chordata, Leptocardii, Amphioxiformes, Branchiostomatidae. The coding region runs from base 1 to 2310 and encodes 769 amino acids. Gene Ontology annotation, biological process: netrin-activated signaling pathway. Gene Ontology annotation, molecular function: protein binding; netrin receptor activity. The transcript has 11 exons. The record is from RefSeq and is a predicted model, not a curated record. Gene Ontology annotation, cellular component: membrane.